Adineta ricciae is the source of this 669-nucleotide messenger RNA. The record is from the annotation of a GenBank genome assembly. NCBI's taxonomy places the organism in Eukaryota, Metazoa, Rotifera, Eurotatoria, Adinetida, Adinetidae.
AUGACAGAUAAAAAGGAUUCAACAGCUGAAGGAAGCACAAAACUAGUGGAAAAAUAUCUUAAAGAAGUUGACGACGAAGAAGACAGCGCUGAUGAAGAUGAUUCGUCGUCAGCUCCUACGGCUCAAAGUCUCGGUGUACGUGCUCAAAAAAAACUUCUCGGCAAAUUUUCAUCGAAAUCAGUGGCGAAAGUAUUCAUCGAUGAAACAAGCGGUCGUGUAUUGGACAAUUUACAUAAAUUAAUACGUGGAUAUUCCGGUAACAAGAAAGAAGCGGACAAGCUAUUGAAAUCAAUCAUUAAAACUAUCAUCAAAUUGGGUAUUUUAUACAAAAACAAUCUCUUCAAUGGCUUUGAAAAUCAACUGAUCGAAGAUUUUCGGAAUCGAUUUCAUGCAUUGUCGAAAGUGAUCGUUACCUUUUAUGAAGUCGAUUACACAUUCGAUCGUCUUUUCCUCACACGCAUAUGUAAAGAAUGCCAAGAAUUAACGCAUAAGAUCGUUUCAACACACCUAACACAAAAAUCUCAUACGCGCAUCGAUUUCAUUUAUAAUUACGUCUCGAAUUUACAAUUCAUUGAUUAUGUUUUCAACCCAAAUUCAACCACCAAUCGUGCAAUUAUUAAAGAUAUUGUUGGAGACAUGCAUACAUUGAUGGAUGCAGGAUUACUUUGA